Messenger RNA from Gadus macrocephalus (Pacific cod), 1743 nucleotides. It is a transcript of the gene mrps30, whose product is annotated as mitochondrial ribosomal protein S30. The coding region runs from base 45 to 1346 and encodes 433 amino acids. Gene Ontology annotation, molecular function: structural constituent of ribosome. The record is from RefSeq and is a predicted model, not a curated record. Gene Ontology annotation, cellular component: ribosome; mitochondrion; mitochondrial large ribosomal subunit. The transcript has 5 exons. Gene Ontology annotation, biological process: translation. NCBI's taxonomy places the organism in Eukaryota, Metazoa, Chordata, Actinopteri, Gadiformes, Gadidae.
ACGACACUAGGAAGAACCAGGGGGCGGGACCUCCGAGUGGAAACAUGGCGGCCCGCACACGCUUGUCCUUGCAGUCGUUACUCCGUCGAAAUGUGCAUUUCUGGAGAACCAAGAGGAGCCUCCACGCUGAGGCGGCCGUGAAGCAGCCCUCCUACCCAGCCGUGGUGCCCUCGCUGACCGCGAAGAGCAAGUCCUCCCUGCGGUACCGCUACGAGCUGCGCCUGGAAGACAUCAAAGCCGCGGCCGUGGAGGAGAAGAUCCGGCUUCUGACCAGAAUACAGCGGAAGAAGUAUGUCGUGUUCCCCCAGACGCUGUCCCGUAACGCGGACCAAUGGCACCAACACUUCACCAAGACGGCCUACAUCCCGGGGCUGCCCGACGUGUACUCCGCGGUCGGACAGCCUCCGGAGGACUCAGCUCCCGCGGUCGGACAGACAGCCCUACCCGUCAUCGGGGAGGACACGUUCGAGGAGAUCCGAUCCCUGGUCAGUCAUGCGGUUCUCCAAGAGCAGUGGUACAUGAAGAAGCGGGAGCCCUUCCUUUACCGGCGGCAGGAGCACUUCGUGGAGCCCUUCAUGCGGAACCUAGUCGCAGGGGUCACCGGCUGCCUGGCCCAACACAACCCCCUACUGCUCCUGGCGAGCAGAGAUCUAAAACCUGAGGUGAAUUUCUAUUGGACGAGAGGUCAGAGGAUUAUUCCUCGUGGCCAUCGAAGGGGCAGAGUUGAGCCAAUCAGGUUCCAGAUCGAUGACAAGCCACACAGUCAAAUUAGGAUACCUAAGCAACUGCCACAGUUUGCUCCGAUGGAGGCUGCGUUUGGAUUGGACGUACCGGACAUCAAAGUGUCCCCCGACAUGAUGCCUCUGUUCAAACGACAGUACGACAACCACAUCUUCACAGGGGCCAAGCUGCCGGACCCCUGCGGCUACGGCCACACCCAGUUCCACGUGGUCCAGGACCGGUACCACCGGGCCCGGCUGGGGAGCAGGGGCCAGGAGGACCAGGUGGAGGCGCUGCUGCGCGCCCAAGGCCUGGCCAGCCUCUUCUGCUGGACCGGGGCGCAGGCCGCCUACCAGGGCUUCUGGGCGCGUGAGGACGUGCCGCGGCCCUUCGUGUCCCAGGCCGUGAUCACCGACGGACAGUUCUUCUCCUUCUUCUGCUACCAGCUCAACACGCUGGCGCUGUCCGUGGACGCGGACGUGGACAACCCCCGGAGGAACGUGCUGUGGGGCACGGAGAGCCGGCGUCUGUUCCAGGGCGUGGAGGACGGCCGCGUGGUCGGUCUGGACGACGGCGUGCUGCGGCUGCUGGUCCAGUUCCUCAUGAACAGGCCCCUGGAGGCUUGAGUGCCCUGGGGGGGCCCCUGGAGGCCUGAAAGGCAUGGGGGGGGGCUCAGAGACCUGACUGCUCCUGGGUCGGUCCUAGACCCCCGUCCGGUCCUGGGUCGGUCCUAGACCCCCGUCCGGUCCUGGGUCGGUCCUAGACCCCCGACAGGUCCUGGAGCGGCCCGUGGUCUAGUCCAGGUCCCUCUGAUUCUGACGAUAAAGGGAUCAUGUUGAGGACACUUCGGUUGGAACCAUGUUAUCAAGAAUUCAGAACCUCAAAGACUUGAUCCCACCAAGGGGCUUGGAGAGUGGCGAGGACGGGGAAUGAGUUGGAGGAACCACAUCCAGCGCUGUAUAUUUAUGCUUGAAAAGACUGCAAAUUGUGUUCAUGCCUCGAUAAAUUAAUGCUUUUGAAGUA